Molecule: messenger RNA, 1449 nt
Organism: Chaetura pelagica (chimney swift)
Lineage: Eukaryota; Metazoa; Chordata; Aves; Apodiformes; Apodidae
Gene: LMNB1
Product: lamin B1
Exons: 10
Coding region: 1-1449 (482 amino acids)
Source: RefSeq, a predicted model, not a curated record
AUGGGCUUUUGUCAGCCUAGACAGUGCAUCUGCACAAGUUCCUCUGUGGAUAAGAGGCUACAAAGUUACAUCAAAAAGGAAUAUGAUCUAAAUACAAUCAAUGUCAAACUCAGAGAGCUGGAAAUAGCCUUCAACACUAAAGAAACUGCACUGGCCACACUCCUUGGUGAGAAUCAGAAUCUGAAAGGAGAGACCGACAACUUGAAAGAUCAAAUUGGGCAGCUGGAAGCUGAAUUAGCUGCUGCCAAGGAGAAACUCGCAAGUGAAACCUUAUUAAAGGUCGAUCUUGAAAACCGUUGUCAGUCUCUCCUUGAGGACCUGGAAUUUCGUAAAGUCAUGUAUGAGGAGGAAAUUAAUGAAGCAAAAAAGAAAUAUGAAGCUUCCUUGGCUCAGCUUUCUUCUUCUGGAUAUCGUGUUGAAUAUCAACAAAAAUUGGCCCAGGCUCUUCACGAAAUGAGACAACAGCAUGAUGUACAACUGAAGCUUUACCAAGAAGAACUUAAACAGACUUACUCUGCCCAACUUGAAAAUGCUAGGCUUGCCUCUGAAAGGAGUGAAUCCACAGCUAAGUCAGUAAGAGAAGAACUGAAUGAAAGUCACGUGCGAAUUGAAAAUCUGUCUUCUCAUGUUAGCAGCCUUCAGAAAGAGUCUAGAGCAUGGCAGAAGAAAGUGGAAGAGCUUGAAGACAUCUUGGCCAAGGAAAAGGAAAACUGUUGCAAAACACUCUUUGCAAAGGAGAAGGAAGUGGAAGAGAUAAGAACUCUGAUGCAGGAGCAGCUCAGUGACCAUGAAAAACUAUUGGAUGUGAAACUGGGCCUUGAUAUGGAAAUAAGUGCCUAUAGGAAGUUGCUGGAAGCUGAAGAGGAAAGAUUGCAACUUUCUGGAAGCCCAUCUUCCCGUGUGACUGUGUCACAGGCUUCAUCAAGCCACAGCGUCUGUACAACCAGGGGGAAGAGGAGGAGGCUUGAUGUAGAGGAAUCUGAAGCUAGCAGUAGUGUCAGCAUUUCCCACUUAGCUUCUACAACUGGCAGUGUCUCCAUUGAGGAGAUAGAUGUAGAUGGAAAAUUUAUCCAGCUGAAGAACACCUCCAAACAGGAUCAACCUAUGGGAGGCUGGGAGAUGAUCCGAAAAAUAGGGAACAGUUCUGUCAGUUACAGAUUUACCUUAAAAUACACACUAAAGGCGGGUCAGACUGUUACAAUCUGGGCUUCAGAUUCUGGUGUUGCUGCCAACCCUCCUAGUGACCUCAUCUGGAAGAAUGAGACUUCUUGGGGCACUGGUGAAGAUGUGAAAGUUGUGCUGAAAAAUUCUUAUGGAGAGGUGGUUGCUCAGAGAAGUACCGUCUUUAAAACAACUAUGCAUAAAGGGGAAGAGGUGGGAGCAGAGGGAGAAGUAGAUGAAACUGUGGAAGAAGGAUUUCAUCAGCCACAGGUAUCUUGGUUUAGUUAA